This is a messenger RNA of Anolis sagrei ordinatus, 3947 nucleotides long. RefSeq names its product transmembrane protein 171 (gene TMEM171). NCBI's taxonomy places the organism in Eukaryota, Metazoa, Chordata, Lepidosauria, Squamata, Anolidae. The record is from RefSeq and is a predicted model, not a curated record.
UGCCUGCCUGCCUUCCCACGUGAGCCUGAGCCCCCUCCCUUCCCCUCGCCCUCUCGUGCGUGGGCUGGAGGCUCCGUGGGUCGCGGAAGGGCUGCUUCCUCCCCAGAGGGCGCGCUGCGAGAAGAAGAGGAGGAGGAGGAGGAGGAGGAGGAGGAGAGGACGCAGCAGCAGCAGGAGCAGCCGAGCAAAGCAGAGGCGCCGCUGCGGCUCAAGGCCUAAUGAAGUGUACCAUCAUCAUGAUUUCCUUAGAAGAAAACAUAUAAUGGCUUGAAGAAGCAUUUUAAAAAGUAAUAAUGUAUCCGGUUCCUGGUACCGUGAACGGAGUAGAAGGAGACAAUGGACACCCUAGGAAACUUAUCUCUUUCCUUUUUGUUUUUGGCAUUACAUUGUUAUGUGCUGGAUUUCUGCUUUCAAUGUUUGUCUUGCAGACAUGCCCAAGUGGGGGCUUUGGCGACUGUAAAGGAGCCCUUAAAAUCAUUGGGCCCUUACUUGCCGUGGUUGGACUAGUUUGCAUCAUUCUGGCACAGUCAAGAGCCAAAGGCUACCUUCAAGAAGUACAGCUGCACAAUGACCAGGUCUACGGUUUUGUUUUUUGCCGAGGAAACUGUCAGUUUGCUCAGUUUCUGGUCUUCGGCUUUUUAUUUUUAACUAGUGGGAUGCUUAUUAGUGUCCUUGGCAUUUGGAUUCCUGGGUGCAGCCCAGGAUGGCGUUACCAGCAACAGUUUAACCAUAGCAAUACAUCCAGCGUUGAACUUCAAGACUGUGGAUUUCAUUCUGUCCAAACGAUGGGCCCUCUGAUUGUGCUUAUUGGAUUGUGUUUCUUUGUGAUAGCCCACAUUAAAAAGAAACAAAAUGUAAAUCUCGUUCAAGAAUCUUCUGCCCAUGAAGAGGAGCAACUCAAUCCUGAUUCAUUUCAUGUUACAGUAGGUGACACUGUCAUGGUGUUUCCACCACCACCGCCACCUUACUUUGCUGACUAUCCACUACAAACUGUAACUCCGGUUUUGGAGACAAAUGAUUUGAUUUUAAGUGAAAAUCCUCCACCAUACAACAGUGCUUGUAGUAAUUGAGCACAGACUUGUAACGUAUGUGACCUGGCUGGUUACAGGGCAAAUGAGCUGUUGUGUGCCAAGUCGGGAAUUGAUUCAUCCUUUGAGACUUUCUGCUCUCUAUCUUUCCUCUGAGUCAUCUCCACGAUAGAAGGCAAAUGAAGCUGCUGUAAAUAAUGAAUGUGUCUUGUCUUCUCCCUGCAAUACUGAGAUUACCCAUUGCUGUAUGCUUAUCACAAGCUCCAAGAAAAACCCAGAGCUGGAAUGGAAAUGAAGGUUGUUGUGUCAAAUAAGUGAAGGAAAAAAACUACAGGAAUUCAGGCUCAGAAUAAACUGAUGUGGAAGAGGCUUUGAGACUUCCUUAGCAGCCAGUAAAGAGAGCAACAAGCUCAGUCUGUGAGGUAGCAGAGGACGUUGCAGAGGAGACCCAGCCAAGCCAAGACUUCUGCCAGUUGCAAACCAAAGGCAAACUACUCUGGAAAAUGUAUUGUUGAAGGCUUUCAUGGCUGGAAUCACUGGUUUGUUGUGAGUUUUCCAGGUUGUAAGGCCAUGUUCCAGAAGCAUUCUCUCCUGAUGUUUUGCCUGCAUCUACGUCACAACCUUUGAGGAUGCCUGCCAUAGAUACAGGCAAAACAUCAGGAGAGAAUGCUUCUGGAACAUGGCCACACAGCCUGGAAAACUCACAACAAACCAUACCCUGGGAAACCUCCAGAGAGGCAUUUGUGAUAGGCAAGACCAAAACAUCUUAACAGAAAAAAAAAACUUUCAAUAGGACCAGGAAACUCAAAAGUUACAGUAUUUACUUAUGUAUAAGUCAACCUUGUAUACAAGUCAAGGGCAGGUUUAGGGGCCAAAAUUAUGGAUUUUGAUAUGAACUGUGGAUGUCGAGGGUCAUUCCAUGGAGAGGGGAAAGCACCAGUCCUUUGAGCAUUGUGGUGGACACUCCUUCUUUGGAGGCUUUUAAGCAGAGGCUGGAUGGCCAUCUGUCAGGGGUGCUUUGAAAGCAAUUUUCCUGCUUCUUGGCAGGAGGUUGGACUGGAUGGCCCAUGAGGUCUCUCCAACUCUAUGGUUGGGUUUUUGUAGGUUUUUUCGGGCUAUAUGGCCAUGUUCUAGAGGCAUUCUAGGACAAAAUUCAGAGCUGCUGUCAUCACCAUGUGCCUAUCUAGGCAUUCAAAUAGGCCAGAAGCAGUGCCAUGGCAGAGAGAAUAAAGGGAGUUAGUUGGAACUUCUUUUAGGUUCUCCCAAAACAGACUAAGCUCUCACCUUUCACCACUCUUCUCAGAGGAGGGGAUGGUUCCUUUUUUGAUAAAUGUUAAGAUUUUGUGCUUAGAUUGAGCCAUGGAUAAAUUGACACAAUGUUUUUUUGACUAAAGUUUAUAGACUUAUACUUGAGCCUAUGCCAGUAGCUGCUCUCUGGACCAAAAGCUAGGGGUACACACCAAUCACUGGGAGAAGACAUUCGUGUAGCUUUGUAUACCUCUUCAUUUCUUUCUCUUGGCUGUUGACAAGUUCAGAAUUAAAGAUACUAAAGCUUUGAGGUUUAUUUUGUGUUUGGGGAGAACGUAAUGACUCAAAGGUGUGCAUUUAUAAAUGUCUGAUAGAAAUUGAUUAAACAUUGUGCUAGAAGAAAAGCUGUAGCAUAUGUGGUGUCUUUGGUGUUUAAUUAAUGUGGCAUAUAGCAAGUCUCAGCUUGCAGAAAUAAGGACCAUGCUGUAAGUUACAGAGGACAUAUACUUGCCAACCACAUAUUCAUAUCUGUACUCAAAUGCUCAUGUGCAUCCAUCUCCCUGAUAAAGUUUGGCAAGACAAGUACAAUGUGACAUUAUUAUCUUUAGUUUUUUCUCCUCUUCAGUUCAUUAGCUGGUGCUUGCAAAGAGUCGGAGUCACUGAAUAAAGUAUAACUUUUUUUUCCAGUUCCUACUUGAGAAAUCCAUCCUAAUAGAGGGUUGGGCAGCAUCCAUGCUUUUCUUGCAAUUUUUAGUCUGUGACAGUAAUUCUGCCACUGGCAGUAAGAUAAUGUUGCACAUGCUGCAGAUUUGUAAAUUAGAGAUUGUAAGCAGAGAGGUGGAGAUUUUUAUGUUAUAUUAUUGCUGUCUGUAACAAAUUCAAUGUUGGAAAACACUGUGUGUCUCCUAAAUGCCUCAGUUCCUUUCCAAAGACAUCUCGCUGAUUGCUUCCAAAAGCAAGGGAAGAAGACAAGCUUUAUUAUACAUAAAUUCUUGAAAAUUUUGCGUUUUCAGUGAAGCUAUUCUAUAAGGAAACUCCAAAGGAUGGUACUUUAUUCACACCACUGGCCUAUCUUUCUGGGUUGUUAUUGAUACACAUAUCAAUAUUUCCUUUACUUAUAAGGUAUACUGGCAGGACUGAAGACCGACAGGUCAGCGGUUCGAAUCCGGGGAGAGUGGGUUGAGCUCCCUUUGUCAGCUCCAGCUCCCCAUGCAGGGAUAUGAGAGAAGCCUCCCACAGGAUAAUAAAACAUCAAAAUAUAUGGGUGUCCCCUGGGCAAACUCCUUGCAGAUGGCCAAUUCUUUCACACCAGAAGUGACUUGCUGUUUCUCAAGUUGCUCCUGACAUGAAAAAAUCCCUAUGUAAGGAAACUUAGGUGUUUCCAAAGACUGUUUAACUCUGAUUAGGCUUGCUCUCUUUUUCCCACUCUCUUCUUGAAUCCCCAGAUAUGUUUUUCCCUCUAAAACAUCUACUGUGAUUUUUCAGAAAAUGACCUGUGAUAUGGACAUGAAAGUAUAAAAACUUGUGCACUGUUACAUAUAUCUCAUAUAAUUUACCCAGCAAAUAUGAGGAUUUUUUUCUUUUUGAAGGCAACAGCAUAUUUAUUUCACUUGCAAAUAAAUCUGUUCUUCUAACUUGAGCUCUGAAAUAAAGUAUUUUGUUAUCACCAUU